This is a messenger RNA of Centropristis striata (black sea bass), 2626 nucleotides long. RefSeq names its product far upstream element (FUSE) binding protein 1 (gene fubp1). The coding region runs from base 35 to 2047 and encodes 670 amino acids. Gene Ontology annotation, biological process: regulation of DNA-templated transcription. Gene Ontology annotation, cellular component: cytoplasm; nucleus. NCBI's taxonomy places the organism in Eukaryota, Metazoa, Chordata, Actinopteri, Perciformes, Serranidae. Gene Ontology annotation, molecular function: mRNA binding. The record is from RefSeq and is a predicted model, not a curated record. The transcript is spliced from 19 exons.
UCUUGUGGCGCCGAGCAGGAGAAGAGCAGCAGACAUGGCUGACUACAGCAGCGUGGCUCCCCCGUCCUCUAACGCCGGCGGCGGCAUGAACGACGCUUUUAAAGAUGCUCUACAGCGAGCACGACAGAUCGCAGCGAAGAUCGGUGGCGAUGGCGUUGCGGCACCCCCAACAAGCGAGUUUGGCUACGGGGGCCAGAAGAGGCCCCUGGAGGACGCUGGUGGGUAUUUUCCCAUGCCUAACCUGAAUAUCGACCAACCAGAGACGAAGAAAGUUGCUACAAAUGAUGCCUUUUCAGCAAUGGGAGGAAUGGGUGGUCCCCCAAGGUCAAUAUCAGAGGAAUUUAAAGUUCCAGAUGGAAUGGUUGGAUUCAUUAUUGGAAGAGGAGGAGAACAGAUUUCACGUCUACAGCAGGAGUCUGGAUGCAAGAUACAGAUUGCGCCUGACAGUGGAGGAAUGCCAGAUAGGUCGGUGACUUUAACAGGAGGCCCAGAAUCCAUCCAAGCUGCAAAGAGGCUACUAACAGAGAUAGUUGAGAAAGGACGUCCAGCUCCAGCAUUCAACCACAACGAUGGCCCGGGAAUGACUGUCCAGGAGAUUAUGGUCCCUGCCUCUAAAGCCGGACUCGUCAUUGGGAAGGGAGGAGAAACCAUCAAAAGCCUUCAGGAAAGAGCUGGAGUGAAGAUGGUCAUGAUCCAAGACGGACCCCAAAACACAGGCGCAGACAAGCCACUCCGCAUUUCAGGAGAACCCUUUAAAGUGCAGCAAGCCAAAGAGAUGGUGAUGGAGCUGAUACGAGAUCAAGGCUUCAGGGAGCAGAGGGGCGAGUACGGUUCACGAGUUGGAGGGGGUGGAGGAGGAGGUGGAGGUGGUGGAGGAGACAGUUUAGAUGUUCCUGUCCCUCGAUUCGCAGUCGGAAUUGUAAUUGGUAGAAACGGAGAGAUGAUCAAGAAAAUACAGAAUGAUACAGGCGUCAGGAUUCAAUUUAAACCAGAUGAUGGCAGCACACCAGACAGAAUAGCACAGAUCAUGGGUCCCCCUGACCAGGCUCAGCAUGCAGCAGAGAUCAUAUCAGACCUGCUGAGGAGUGUCCAGGCUGGCGGUCCCCCGGGACAUGGCGGUGGCAGAGGUCGUGGUCGUGGGCAGGGAAACUGGAACAUGGGCCCCCCUGGUGGCCUGCAGGAGUUUACCUUCACUGUCCCGACCAUGAAGACUGGCCUUAUCAUUGGGAAAGGUGGUGAAACAAUCAAGGGCAUCAGUCAGCAGUCCGGAGCAAGGAUCGAGCUGCAGAGGAAUCCUCCUCCCAACUCUGAUCCCAACAUAAAAAUGUUCACAGUUCGGGGCUCCCCUCAACAGAUCGACUACGCCAGGCAGCUGGUGGAGGAGAAAAUCGGGGGACCAGUCACUCCAAUGGGCGGCCCACACGGCCCCCCUGGUCCACAUGGAGGUCCAGGCCCACAUGGUCCUCCUGGACCCCCCGGGGCUCCCAUGGGACCGUACAACCCUGGCCCAUACAACCAGGGACCUCCAGGACCACAUGGUCCACCAGCGCCAUACCAGCCUCAGGGAUGGGGCAAUGGCUACCCACACUGGCAACAGGGGCAACCUGAUCCAAAUAAAGCUGCAGCUGACGCCAACGCAGCGGCGUGGGCAGCCUACUACGCUCAGUACAGCCAGCAGCCACAGGCUCCCAUGACCCCGACAAGCGGAGCUCCUGGCACGACUCAAACCAACGGCCAAGGUGACCCACAGGCUGCAGGUCAGAGUGGACAGGCAGAUUACUCCAAGGCCUGGGAGGAAUAUUACAAGAAAAUGGGUCAACAGAGUCAACAACCUCAGGACUACACGAAAGCCUGGGAAGAGUAUUACAAGAAACAAGGUCAAGCGGCCCCUCAGACCGCACCUACUGCAGCCGCCUCCCAGCCUGGAGGCCAGCCUGACUACAGCGCCGCCUGGGCGGAGUACUACCGUCAGCAGGCUGCGUACUACGGCACAGCCAACCCUCAGACGAUGGGUGCAGCACCACAAGCCCCUCAGGUACACCCCUGAUAAGAAUCUGCCCUCCACAUCCACUGAAUACUCAAUUCUUUUGUGCCGUAACCUCCUUCCUCCCUCAGGGUUUACAGGGCUCCAGUGACUGCAGCAGCAUCACACACUUAACCAAAACUAUUCCCUCCCUAUGCAGGUUUUAAGCUUUUUAUUUUGGGAAGCUGAGUCCACUGUUUCUGCUGUUAACAUGCAAUGUAUCUUCUAUGUAUUUCUUCUGCACAGGGCCAGUAAUGUGAAGUGGACAUAAAGUAAAUGCUACAUUGUCGAAACAAAAUCCUUUGUUAAAUGUUUGGAUGCAGACGCCUUGAUGAAGAUCUUAAAUUUCCUUGGUUUGAAAGUGUUUCACAUAGAUGGCAGAUUACCCGGCGAGCACGUCCUCUUUUUUUUGUUUUCCUUUUUCUUGUAAAUGCUUUGUUUUUAGUGAGGUCAUUAUACAUAUGGUCAUUCCAGCCCUGUAUCUACAUUAAAUGUGGUUAGAACUCAUGUUUAUUAAACUGUAGACAUUACCAUGUAAAUCAUCUCAGUUUUAAAAAUGCUAUUGCCUGUUGUGUUUUUGCAAUAAAACAAACUGAAACCUCC